AUGAGUUCGGAAUCUGAGGAAGAGGACCUGCCGCCAGACUUGCGUCAUAAUCCCGAAGAAGUAAGUUAAACAGUUGAAUAGCUUACAGCAGUCCUUCGAGUUUUUGUUUUGCUACGAUGACAGACGAGCCACUGCCGAGACAACAUACUUUCUUUAGUAGAUAGCAGUCAUCUUUUCUUAAUGCGAAGAGGCCGUAGACACCGGCCCAUUCUGUCUUUUCGUGUCGUAUUACUGUGGCAAAACAGUUACUCUGAUUAGGCGCAAAUCACCCCGCAGUAGCAUGUGUGGUUAUUUGGGGCGUAUCACACAUACUAGAGGCAUCCUAUCUACUGCCGAUUAUGCAUAGGUGGUUUCGCUCACACCCUAUUAGUUUCAGAUGAUUGGCGAUAUUAACCACUGUCCACGGGGCAGUUACGCAGCGCUACGUUGGUAGCCAUUCAUACGGCUUUGUAGACCCGGCUAUGAUAGUUACAUUGUACCACUUUCAAUGUUAUUUGAGUAAGGUCAAGCAAAGCAUCUGUGCUGUUGAUGGAUCUGUCGGCGAGAUUAACCCAUGCCAUCUAGACGAAGCACAUUACCGUUAAUUAUUCUUGUCCAUUGAAAAUAUUUUUCACGAAACUGCUAUUUAUUUGUGCAGCACAUUCUUGAAAUCGGCUUAUCUCGUUCUCACGUUUUUAUUCACCCAUAUCUUACGCGCACUGUCGUUUGCUUACCAUUGAAACGCUAUCGAUUAAACCCCUGAUUUCACUGAGAAUCUGCGCUCCUCUGCCUGGACUGGACUCUCAAUUUGGAUACCCGUCAUUGAGGUUUACCCUGCAGUUAUUUGGUCCUCAGAAAAUUGGGUAUGGAGCAUACAUCGCCUAGAGCGAAACUGAGAUCGAAUAGGGUCGCCGCCGCCACCACCCAGUAGAUAAAGCCCCCCCCCUUGCACCUUUCGACAUUGAAGUCUGUCAUGAAAGCCGCUUGUCCUUCAUUUCGUCUUGCCUCAAACUUCUUCUCGGGUAUCUUUCAAGUUUCACUGACUGCGAACAUUUCUACUGUAGGCACAUCAAGCAAUAUCAUACUCACCAAGUUUUCCAUGAAGUAUAUACGAGCGGUGUUCCGUUAUGAAGCCCAAAGAACCAUUUUUUGAAAUUGCAGAAAACAUUAACGCGAGCCGAUGUCAUGUUCACACUCCGUCAGUCCAGACUAAACGCUAUGAAACUUCAUUACUGCAUGACAGUGCGAGUUGCAUAGAUAUUCGACACUUACUUCCUCAGAUUGUUUGCCUACACGGGGAUGCCUUACAAAGUAGAUGUUGUCGUCUUAUCCCUGUUUGGUGUCUUUGAUGAGACCUUAUUAAUUUUCAGAUUAUGCGGGCUAAAGAACGGAACCCAGGAAUGUUUGUGAGUGCUUGGCAGGCCGAUGAGGAGGACAUUGACCAGUGGACAAGGAAGCAAAUUAGGCGUAAGAACUCUCCUGCAACAUAUGCCACCAUUUACUCGAUUUUCUACCACUGCGAUUUCCAUAUUCAACAGCGGCCACCCCUUCCCAAAAGUAUACUGAGACUGACCAAGGGGCUAAACGGGAAAAAAUGAACUAUGCCCUAUUUGAUGUUCUGUUUUCUUCGAUACACAGAAAGUCUCUUCAGAGGCGACUGCUCAUCAGCCUCCGGAGAUAGCCUAGUUAGACCGGUCGAAAAAUAACUCUUCUACUCAUCUGCGUUUCGCUUCUCGAGUUCGCAAUUUCCCAUAUUAGUUCGCGACUAAGUUCUAGCCUCACCUCAUUAGUCAAGCCAAGUUGAUACUGACCGAUUCUGGUGCCAUUUAUUGUCGCCCUACGUUACUUAUUACAGUAUGGUACUGUUUGUACGAGCAGCAUCAAGCGAUGUCCACCAGCUGGCCAACCUCUAACUGGCCACCUGCAGCUUGCUGAGACCUCUAAGGACAGUGACGAAGAUUCCUGCAACACAAUAUAAGACCACUGCCAGCUUUCCUUGCUCAGAUAGCAAAUCAUCUUCUGUCGACCAAAAUUAUCGCCAUGAUCAAGGCCUACCGUCGCUCCACCACUGCGCGCUUUCUGGUUGAUGACAAUCUCCAACCGUUCGAUAUCCGAUCUGGUGUUCGACAAGGUUGGAUUCUGUCGCCUAUUCUGUUCAACUGCGCCGUCGACUGAAUUCUCGAAAGGGCCCUACACGGUUUUGAUGGUGUUACGUUUACACCCGGACGCCAGCUGAUUGAUCUAGACUACAUUGACGGUAUCUGCUUAUCAUCUCCUCAAGCCUUGAUGAUUUAGUCUGUGGUGUUUGAAGUCGCUAUUUCGGUUGGUUUAUCCAUAAACGUCGGGAAUAUCAACCCGUUUACAAGCUACAUUCCUGACCAGGUGGAGGCAGCCCUCGGGACUAAUGGCUGUAAACUUGAAGGAGUAGAUAGUUUCGAAUACUUCGAGCGAGGCUGCUGUCCAAUGAACGUAGUAAACACGGCUUUGCCCCCCGAAUCAGUGCUGCCCGCAGGGUUUUCCCAAUCCUUGGAAAGUGCUUAUAAACCCACGCGAUAUCUCCAUCGCCUCAAAGAUCUGCAUGUACCGUUUAUCUGUCAUGUCAGUCCUCUGCGGUUGUGAAUGUUGGGCUUUGCACAUGGAAGAUGGGUAAGAAGACGGGAGGUAUUUAACCACCACUGUCUGAGGACCAUCCCCCGAGUAAAGUACACCGACUUCAUCUCAUAUCAGACAAUAUCGCGAGGAUCUCUCAGGCCAUCCAAGAAAUUCGGCGUCCUCCGUCGUCCAUGUCACGAGCUGAAUUACACUGCCAUCGAUCCGGCGCCGCUGCCUACCUGGGAGUGUCCAAGAGGAGGUCAUCUUAAGACCUGGCUCGACACGACUCAUCAAGACAUGGAAGUGUUUUUUCGGAUUUUCGGUAUUCGGUCUCCGUCACUGAAGUAGAGAAUAGGUCUAACUGUCCAGAUCCGCUGCCUCAAAUCACCAUGCCUGCAAAGGCACAAUACGUGACAUCAUCGAGACCGCCUAGAUCAGGCAUGACUACAGCCGUCCCAAAUGCAGUCGACACCCUCAAAAACAACGAGCUCAACUGUAAUCUGCUUUUACGUUCUCCCCGACUGGAUGUCGGUACAUUCUUGCGGCAUUUACCCGUAUUUUCUUUGUGUCCUUUUGAGCAUGCUCUCAUUAGCACAAAAAGAUGUUGUGACAGCUUAGCUCACGCAAGCUCCCUUAGCCUUUUCGAUCGAUUAGGUGUUUCGCUGUCAGCAAAAGACGCGAUGUGCAUGUUUCGCGCACUGACUACAGUGACAUGUUUUCAAGGACAGACCUUUGCUGACCACAAAGAGAUUUGUUUGACUUCUUGCGCAAGUUCCUUUACCAGAUUUUUACAUAGGUGGUCAGUCCGAUAAGUCGAGAAUUGAAAUUAAAAAAAACGCGAACUCUUUGUUCGGCGGGAACGAUCGGGACCAGGUGUUCAGCAGUUCAAAUUUGUUUCCUCCCACCUCCUAACAGGUAACGUACUUUAUCUCAGGAGCUCAGACGCUCCAGUUAUUCCAGAGACGUGAACAACGGGGUAGUUCGCUACUUUGCCAGAACCCAACGGCCCACUUCGAUCACCAUUUGGGUCAGGUUUCCCGUUCAAAUCUGCCUCCAGUUACUAAUUUGUGUUUUGACCUGUCUAGAAAACAUUUAUAAUUCCAAAAUUAGGCUAUCUUCGAGUUAAUUUUAAGAUAAGCACAUUGGUAAGUCUGGAAACCUGUAACGUAGCUCCACUCAAUUUCUCCCUCACGAUUUUCCGUUCACCUCGGUUCUUCUUGAGCCCACUUAUAUACGUUCACCAAUUGUGUGCAAACUUUGUCAGUCCCAUGGAUUCCGAAGGAUCUGAGUAAGGCUUCCAAGGUUUCCUUCAAACGCUUUUCCUGUACUCUAUCUGCGAGAACCUGUUGUAGCGCCUCCAUAAAGUGGCAUUUGCUGCUAGCCUGCUCGGCUCUGUACGGCACCGCAUCGUCUAAUUUGUCAUCAUGUCUAUUGCGCCUGUACUGCGCCGCGUUGUCACAGGGUUCUGAAACCCAAUCACCUUUUUUCUCUGCCUGUGUAUUUCUAGCGAAAUUCAAGCUUUUCCGCAUGUGCAUGCGUCCUCUUGUUAGGAGAUCGGAGGAAACAGCUUGUGGUGGCCGCUGAACGUGGCGAUAUGGACGCUCUUCGCAGCAAUCUGGCCAAUCUCACCCCGGCCGAGAAGGAGGAAUUCCUCCUUUUUACCGACGAUGACGGCUACACCGCCCUUCAUCGGGCUGCCUAUGGUGGUCACUACGAUGCUGUCGAGGUGAGUAUGCCUUACGCACUCUGUUUUUUUUUAUUUCCCUUCCCUCAUUUGACAGAGGACACCACGCUCCUCGUCCUUUGCUGUAUGAUUCGUGCCUCAAAAUGAUUCACUGCCUUUAUGUAGCUUAAUGGCGGUCCGUUUUGGCGAAUCAAGCAUAGUACGAACAAGAUGGCAAUUUAGAACCUAGUCGACUAUAAAAUAGAGCCACUAUGUGUCGCAGGGAGAAGGCGGCGAACUGCCCUUCUGGGCAUCACGGAAAAGAAAGAUCGACGCUGAUGCCGGUCGUUUUCUUCUCACUACAAUCUGAGUUCACGCAUUGGGUACCCUUAUUCAAAUUAGGGGUUCUAGAGGUUUGCUGGGUUUCAGUCCUUUAUUCGACAGACCGCAUUACGCGCGUCAAGUCGAGUGGAAAUGCCACCGACUCGUUUCUCCAUUCCUAAUUGCCGAAGGUAAUACGAUUUGUUGAUCAACUUGUCUUCAAGUAAUCCGGUUUCUAAUGGGUCGACUGGCAUGGGCUAUAAGAAGUCGUGCCCGCGCGCCGCAGCCUGUGGAUUUCAUACUCGGACAUACAUCAAUUGUGGUCGUACCUGUUACCCGCAAAUUCAGGCACACUGAAAGGGUCAUCUAUGAAUUAUUAAUCAAUGGCUAAGUACCGCUCAUCUCAACCGAUAUGACAGGGGCACUGAGCACAGCGGUGAGAGUCGUAGUUGAGAAUUAACUAAACGGUUCAAGCCCUAAGUACUCAAUCACCUGAUUUUGAGGGGUAGAAGUCAUAUAAGCCCGAAAUGACUUCCAGCGCCCCCGAACUUGAGGGAGAGAGAGGGAGGGAGGAAUGCGCUUUAUUUUGAAAUCAUGUGUUCAAAAUUUUCAGCAAAAGGUUGGCUCCAUUCACUAUGGGCAGUAAAUAAGUCAAUAGAUUAUUCAAGAGUCAAAGUUUAACCCAAAGAAACGAUUAUUAUGGGGAUAGUUCAAGUCUUAGCUUCUGUAUUUCUGUCUCUUCGCACGUAAGAUAGCGCGCUAGGAAUGGCAAUACAGAAACUCGAUAAGCCGAUGUGCGACAGGAUAUAAGACGGAAGUUGCGGCGCAUCGGCCGGGAAGACUUGGCAGACAUAAGAUCGAAUGUAGGGGAUGGGCAACGUCAUCUAGAAUUCGACCAGCAAAUUGCUUGACCGCAUUGAAGUGUCGUUGUAAGAUAGUGUCAACUGAUUCUUGUUCCCAUGCGGCCGCCUGCAUCGGCCGUACUCCCAGUUCCAAGACAGUAUUUGGGUGCCCGCAUUCCGCCCACGGGCAGGAUAGAUCGGUUCACAUCGCCCCUAUGUGAAUUUCCGCCGGUACUUCAAGACAUCAGUGCUUCAGUCCUCUUCAAAUGUAGAGCGAUACGUGUGUCUUCACGUUCAUAUCCUUCCCCUGUUGCCUUCAGUAUCUUCUGAGUGAGGGCGCCAGGGUCGAUACGCGCAGCGUUGAUGGCUGGACUCCACUGCACAGUGCCGCCUUCUGGAAUCAGACAGCCUGCGUCCAGCUUCUUCUUGAAGCCGGCGCCGAUUGCAAUGCCCGUAAGCUCCUCCAAAAAAGCGCAUUUUAAUUAAUGCCUAAAUAUUGUUUACUCAUGCCCUGCUCAGUAGUUGGGUUUUUUCAAUUUUCCGUGCCCGCUGCUGCGGGUUCCACAAUUUUCUGCGUUUGCUUUUUUUAGUCACAAACAGUAAUCAGUCCCUGUUGCAUCUCGCGGUAUCCAAUAAUACGACAGUGGAGACCCUUUGCUAUUUGCUGGGGCAUCCAAAUAUCAACGUAGAUGUGAAGAACAGUGGGGGCGAUACUCCGGCCGAUCUCCUCAAGCGAAGCACCUCGCUUUCAUAUUUGCUCCAUCCACUGACCGCUGAGGCCACCCAUCUCCUCCCGCCCAAAUAA
Messenger RNA from Spirometra erinaceieuropaei, 6202 nucleotides. The record is from the annotation of a GenBank genome assembly. Lineage: Eukaryota; Metazoa; Platyhelminthes; Cestoda; Diphyllobothriidea; Diphyllobothriidae.